Messenger RNA from Ruditapes philippinarum (Manila clam), 2387 nucleotides. RefSeq lists its product as uncharacterized. The record is from RefSeq and is a predicted model, not a curated record. NCBI's taxonomy places the organism in Eukaryota, Metazoa, Mollusca, Bivalvia, Venerida, Veneridae. The transcript is spliced from 3 exons. Bases 10 to 1020 code for a protein of 336 amino acids.
UCUUUAAAAAUGCUUAAUGCUCAAAAUUUUAAAGAUUUGGAUGAUAAAGGCUAUACAGUAGUUAAAGACGUGAUUACAAAACAAGAGUGUAACACUGCUAUCGCUGAAUAUAGAACAUGGCUAGAAAACUUCGGGGCCAAGUUCCCAAAAACGUUUAACUCUAUUGUAAAAGAUCAUAAUAUCGGUCACAUGGAAACGACAUGGCGUCUCCGUUUGCGAGUCAAGCCUAUAUUUGCGCAGAUUUGGAAAACCGAGAAACUGCUGACUAGUUUUGACGCUGUCUCUAUAGGCCGUCCACCAGAGUCCGGAAAUGAGGAGUUUCAAGAUCCAAGAAAAUACUGGCUACAUGUUGAUUAUACUCCAUCUAGAAUUGGUCUACAUGCAUAUCAGGGGUCAAUUUUUCUAGAAGAACAGACUAAAAGUGACUGGACUUUUCAAGUCAUGGAAGGUUCACAUCUUUUCAUUGAAGAGUUUUUCAAGAAAUUUCCAGAUAAGGCAGAAGAUUCUAGACGAUUUCGUCAUAACUAUCGACUUGACACGGAAGACAUCGACUAUUUCAAGAAUUGCAAAUGUCGUUUGACGCGUGUUCCUGUUCCAAAGGGUGGCAUGAUAUUAUGGGAUUCUAGAUUGAUCCAUGCUAAUGCAAGGCCACUUCCGAAUCGUAAAAAUUCUGGUAGAUGGCGCUUUGUAACCUUUGUUUCUAUGACACCUGCGAUAUGGGCUAAUGAAUUGGACAUUAAAAAACACCAGGAGGCGUAUACAACCCCAAAAAUGACGUUACAUUGGUCAUCACAGGGUAUUCACCUUAUAGAAACGUCUUCAACUCCCGGGAUACCAUGUCCUACAACUGUUCCAGCUAUUGCUCGCAGCGAGGAAGCUAUGAAACUAUCAGCGAUGAUAGCAUACGAUUUUAAUGACGGUAAACCGAACGGAGAUCAUUUAAUACCAAAAUGGUGUAACACUAGUCAACUUCCAGAUGAAAUCAACCAAGAAAAAAUUCAAUCAAAUGGACAUAUUUGAAUCAAUACGGAUCUCACCCGCAGCAUAUUUUAUCUAAAACAUCAUUCUGUUCAAGCGUUAUCCUACUGUAAUAGCUUAUCUAUAUUGUCCAAUGUGAUUGAGCUUAAAUUUAAAGUAUGUAUAGGCAAUCCGAAUAUAUCACAUCAUUUACAUUUUUAUUCAUCAAUAAAAAAAUGAUACGUUCCUAAUGUUUUCAUUUGCAGAAGAAUCAGUUGGCAUAAGUUUUGAUAAAUAAGCAAAGGAAAUAUAUGUUUUGAGUGAUCCAAAACUACUUGAAUGACAAGUUGUUUAGAUAACCUUGUUUUAAAUGAAGGUUUUUAAAUUCAUAUUUACAAAUGACCUUUCUGUAGUUACUGUUUAAUGUUUGUCUAAUGUUUUUAAUAUAAUCAAUUUAAUUUCUUUCAUGUUGAUUUCUAUUCUUUUCUGCAUCAGUAUUUGAUGUCGAGAUUUCAAGACAAACUUUGAAAAGCAGUGUUGGUAAUUCUGCGAUGUUUAUAAAUGAACUGACACCUUUUACUAUUAGAUUAUGUCAUAUGAAUGUUACAACCUAAAGCACUCCAAAAAUAUUACAAAACUGAACGCCAUUCAUUAUGUGAUACCGAUUGCCUACACUGACUAUAUCAUUAUUUUACGCGAUUGCUGGCGUACGAAGUCUGUCUAAGAACAAUUUAACUUCAUGUAAAAUUUACAGGAAGGAACUAAAUAUGUGUAGGUUUUUUCAUUGGUCAUUUGUAAAUUACGAACUUCAACCAGGGUUUCUUUUUGGCCAUUUUAAGAUUCGUAAAUUAAUAUCAAAGAUCUUUCUGAAAUGUAUGCACGUCUAAACGCUCAAAAGGAAUUUCGGACUUAAAUGUCUCGGAUAUUUGAGAUCUUUGGACCCUGUUUCCCUACAUUAAACAUUCUUUCAAUAUCUUACGAUAUAUAAAUGACAUUUUAUAAGUUGUGGGGGUGUUCAAACUAACGAUACCAUCAAGAACGGUCAAAACACCAGGCUCAUAAAAAUACCGAAAAACACCAGAAAAUUGUCAGUAUUCAUGACAUUAUAUACAUUUUAUUAUUAUGAUUGAUGUGUUCAGUUUAUUAGAAAUUCAUAAAAGUUUGCACAUUUCUGUGUGCACGUAAAUAUGUUGGUGAAAGGUUCACAUACCGAAGCACAACUGUUUCAUUUAGAUAUGUAUCUUACAUCCGUUCUUAGACAGACAAUAAAAUACUAUGUCAAUUGUAACAAAAUUAUUCAUGUUCAUUAUUUAGCAGUUAUGAGCUUGAUUAUUUAUAUAAUAAUUUAUGUACAAUAUGUUUGUGUAUAUGUAUAUGACGAGAAACUAUGUAGUUUAUGUCAAUAAAAUGUUCUUCUUCUUCUUUUUAAU